UUUACCUUUGUUAGCUUUCUUGGCAACCAAACACCAUGACAAGAAAGAAAGUGAAGCUUGCAUUCAUAACUAAUGACUCUGCAAGAAAAGCAACAUAUAAGAAAAGGAAGAAGGGUUUAAUGAAGAAGGUGAGUGAGCUAAGCACUCUCUGUGGGAUUGAUGCUUGUGCAAUCAUUUAUAGCCCUUAUGAUUCCCAGCCAGAAGUUUGGCCCUCUCCUUCAGGGGUCCAACAAGUUCUUUCUCAAUUCAAGAACAUGCCUGAGAUGGAGCAGAGCAAGAAAAUGGUGACUCAAGAAAGCUUUACAAGGCAAAGAAUAUCCAAAAUCAGUGAGCAGCUCAAGAAACAAAGAAAAGAUAACCGCGAAUUGGAGAUGACUCAAGUCAUGUUUCAAGGAUUAGCUGGAAAGCUUAACCUUAGCAACUUGAACAUGAUGGAUUUGAAUGAUCUUGGAUGGUUGAUUGAUCAGUACUUGAAGGAGAUUUACAAGAAGUUUGAAACAGCUAAUAAGAACCCUAAUGGUAUCAUUUCCCAAGUGGCUGCUCCAACUGCACCACCACCACUACCACCACCACCACCAUCUGCGUUGGCUGGAUCUAGCGAUGGCCAGGUUGAGAGGCUGCAGAAUAAUAAUUUUGAGAUGAUGAACAGUAAUGCAGAUCCCAUGCAAAGGCAGCCAUGGAUUAUGGAUUGGAUGAACCCACAAGAACAGAUGGGGUUUGGUGGGGAAGAGAUGAUGAUGCCUUUUGGGGAGAACAUGAAUCAAACUUCUUGGUCUAAUGCUUUUUUCAAUGACGAGGGAGGAAGAUUUGCAUAAGGGUUUUACAUUGUUAAAUUUGGUGCAUUUUGAUUUCGUUUGUUGUCCAAUGUUCCUUUAAAAUAUUUGUUGCGUCUAAAUAACUAAACCUUGAUGGCUACAUCAAGAUUGUGGUGUUCUUACAUCAUAUCCACAUUGUUGUUUGAAACCACAUAUUUAAUAUUAUGUACUUUCAAGUUAAUGUUUUAAAGUUUA
This is a messenger RNA of Jatropha curcas, 1010 nucleotides long. RefSeq names its product agamous-like MADS-box protein AGL80. Gene Ontology annotation, biological process: positive regulation of transcription by RNA polymerase II. NCBI's taxonomy places the organism in Eukaryota, Viridiplantae, Streptophyta, Magnoliopsida, Malpighiales, Euphorbiaceae. The record is from RefSeq and is a predicted model, not a curated record. Gene Ontology annotation, molecular function: protein dimerization activity; DNA-binding transcription factor activity, RNA polymerase II-specific; cis-regulatory region sequence-specific DNA binding.